Molecule: messenger RNA, 993 nt
Organism: Morchella importuna
Lineage: Eukaryota; Fungi; Ascomycota; Pezizomycetes; Pezizales; Morchellaceae
Exons: 9
Coding region: 1-993 (330 amino acids)
Cellular component (GO): cytoplasm
Molecular function (GO): saccharopine dehydrogenase (NAD+, L-lysine-forming) activity
Source: RefSeq, a predicted model, not a curated record
AUGGCAGGAAAAACUGUUCUUCAUCUUAGGGCUGAGUCUAAACCUCUUGAGCACCGCUCUGCUCUAACCCCCACUACCGCGAAAGCAUUGUUGGAUGCUGGCUAUGAAGUCAAUGUUGAGCGCAGCGUGCAGAGGAUCUUCGAGGACGAGGAGUUCGAGAAGGUCGGGUGCACGCUACUUCCGGAGGGCUCAUGGACUGAGGCACCGGCGGAUCACAUCAUCAUUGGAUUGAAGGAGUUGCCUGAGGAUGAUUUCCCUCUCAAGCACACCCAUGUCCAGUUCGCGCACUGCUACAAGAACCAGGGUGGCUGGAGGGAUGUUCUCUCCCGUUUCCCUGCCGGUAACGGGACCUUGCUCGACCUGGAGUUCCUCCAGGAUGAGUCGGGCCGCCGUGUCGCAGCCUUUGGAUAUCAUGCUGGUUUCGCCGGAGCUGCUCUCGGAGUUGAAGUUUGGGCCAAGCAGUUGUUGAACCCUAGUGAGGAGGUUAGGGAUGUUAAACCAUACCCUAACGAGGAUGCAUUGAUCAAAUAUGUCAAGGAACUUGUAGCCGAGGGUGCCAAGAAGAGCGGAAGGCAACCCAGAGUGUUAGUCAUUGGCGCGCUCGGAAGAUGUGGGAGAGGUGCCGUCGAUUUAUGCCUUAAGGCUGGUAUCCCUACUGAGAAUGUCUUGAAGUGGGACAUGGCCGAAACUGCUAAGGGAGGUCCUUUCGUGGAGAUUGUUGAGUCCGACAUUUUCGUGAACUGCAUCUACCUCAACACACCGAUCCCUCACUUUGUCAACAAGGAGUCCCUAGAAAACCCCAGCCGUAAGCUGUCAGUUGUUGUUGACGUCAGUUGUGACACCACCAAUCCUCACAACCCUAUCCCGAUCUACUCUAUCAACACAACCUUCGACAAGCCUACCGUACCAGUCGAAGUUAACGGAGAGCCUCCACUUUCUGUCAUCUCAAUUGAUCACUUGCCAACUCUCCUCCCUCGUGAGGAGCACUACUAG